AUGGAGCCUGCUCAGAUCGAUUGGAAGCGAAUUGAUUCUCGUUUUGUUGAAGACGUCUUCUACGAACACAUCCGAGCUCCCAAAUGGGUCGAUUUCUUGGCCCCAAGCCAUUUAGACUCCAUUGACGAUGAUGCUUGGUUCUGCAAACCUGACUGUAACCAUCCCAAGAGACCUGAGGACUUCCUCUCGACGCCCACUUCUUCCAAGCAUCCAUGCCUGAGGGAUACGAUUGAGACUCAAGGAGUUACAGAGCAGAAGAAUCAGAGGUGGAAGGGACAUGCUUUAUCUUCUUCUACUUCAAACAACAAAGACAAUGAAAACCAGAAUCCGAACUUGUCCACGCCUCCAAGCCAAGAAGCAAAAUCAUGGCGAGCAGCGAUUAAAUCAUCUUCCGUCAAGAAAAUGAACAAAGAGAUUCCAAGACUAAAGAGCACACAAUCAGCAAGGAAUCUGUUCUCAGGGAGAGACAUUCUAGGCCAUAUCUCAGAGUUCUGCUACGAGCUGAAGAGAUUAGCCACAAGGGUGACUGAGAGAGAAGACACUGGGAAAUCUGAAGUGAAGGAGAUUCAUCAAGCGGGUGUGAUAAAUCAGCCUUACUCUGUUCGUGAACUAGAAUUGAAAAAGGAGAGAAAGCCACUGCUCGAAGUAACCAAAGAGAAGCUCCAUGAUUCAGAAGAUAAAGGAAGCACCUUUAAAGAGAACCGUAGAAGAAAGAAGAGAGUGGAUGAUGCGGAGAACAUUCCUGUCUCUGUUAAUGUGGAGAACGUAAAGAUCAACGGAGAGGAUUGUAGAAGAAAGAAGAAAGUAAAUGAUGCAGAGAACAUCCCUAUCCCUCUAAAGCUGGAGAAUCUAAAGAGCAAAGGACACGAACGAUUGAUGCAGAUCAGAACAAACCCACCAUCUCCUCAAUGCUUCUCAGAGAACCGGACUGCUUCUUUGAAGACCUUCAGGACCAAAUCUACGGUUGAAGAAGCGGUGAAGAGAAAGGAGGAAGAAGCAGAAGAAGAGAAGAGCAGAAAGAGUGGAGAAAGCAAGGAAGGGAGAGGCUUGGACGUGCUCUGGUUCCUAAAGCCUUGCACAAUUGCAAACUAA
Molecule: messenger RNA, 1092 nt
Organism: Microthlaspi erraticum
Lineage: Eukaryota; Viridiplantae; Streptophyta; Magnoliopsida; Brassicales; Brassicaceae
Source: the annotation of a GenBank genome assembly